CUUAGCACGUGAGACAUUUGUCUAAGCCAGGGGUGUCAAACAUACGGCCCGCGGGCCGCAUACGGCCCACAAAGGUGUCCAAUCCGGCCCGCAUGAUGAUUUAUUAAAUAUGAAAUACAUAUUUUAAAAACCCUUUCAGGCGGGUGUCUAGUUCGUUUUUAAUAUGAGAGACUUGCGGAAAGCAGCAAAACGCGGAACAUAGACUAAACACGGUGCCCAAAAAUCUUGCUGUUGUAUUGUUACUGCUCCGCUAAAGAUCCACUUAUUCCGGUGAUCCACUUCGUGUUUUCCCGACCGCUCCGCAGCAUUUCUGUGACGGUCUUCACUCUUUGCCUGGAGAGCGAAGACGACAGUUUCCGAAGUUCGUUGCAUUAACAGACAAAAAAUACAAAAAACACCAAUGCCUUCACAAAAUAACGACAGAGAACGGAAAGAGAGGCUGCUAAAGGCAGUUCAACAUUGCAAACAUGGAUUCAAAGCUCCAUCAAGCCAGCAGGCUGAAACUGGGUGUGGUGAUGGAGUCAGAUUGACGAGGGGAACGGCCUUUGUGGGUGGAGAUUCUAAGAAGAAGAUCGACGUCACAUACUUUAUAAAUAACUGUUUUCCCCAAAUGCUGGGUGUGAGUCGAUUGCCUAUUGUGGCCUUGAGACUACCCAGCGCUGUAAAACUUUUUCAUAUCUGAUCAAUAAAUAGUUUAAUUUUAAUACUGUGCCUUUCCUCUAAUUAUGAACAUGCAAUGGACGCCUUAAAGUCCAACAGUAGCGGAGGUCGACUGGAGUUAGAGUGUGUAUACAAACUGUUGUUGCGUGAUUAAAGAUGUCUAGACGCUGUUUCUUUAGAUGUGAGGGCAAAAUGUCCCUUUAUGGCCUUCCUAAGGCAGAGGACAUCAGGAUGCAGUGGAUAAAAUUCAUGUUUAAUACGGUUCCGGCACAAUACAGUCAAAAGCUGUUCAUAUGUUCACGGCAUUUUUCCCAUGACUGCUUCGUGAACCGUAACGAAUUUGAAUCUGGUUUUUCGCAACGUCUUCUCCUGAAAGAUGGAUCAAUUCCUAUUUUGUUUGGAUUACCCUGCACUUCUGGAUCACAGGCUAGUACAUCGCAGCAUGUACCCUACACUGUAGAAAGGCAACAUGUAGAAUGCCAAACUGAUCCUCCACAUGCAACAUCAGUGGGCACACAGUAUGAUCAGUCAAAAAAGCAGAAAUCAGUCAGCACACAAUUGUCCUUUGGUAAACUGGCAUAUGAGGAGCAAAGGAUCCUAGGCAGCAGUGUUGUGUCACAGUGUUUACACUGAAACAACAUCAGCGUACGCAGAUUUCCCAUUCGGAUUACAAUCUCCAAUCUCUUCAACACCUAUGAAGACCUCUGCUUUUAAUCUAAAGAAAAGACGUCACAUAGAGUUGGAGGAGGAAGAUACUGAGAGCGAAACACUAUGUGAACCUCACGACACCACAUAUAACCCAGAAGACACAGUUGUUACUGAAGAAUCAGAACUGUCAUUUGCGCAAAGUUCCUCAUACAAUGAAAAAAAAUACGUUGUAUUUGAAAGCUGCCUCCGAGACUUGUUCGACAUCUGUCCACUUUGCCGGAGGAAGUGUGAUGUUCGUCAACGGCAACAGGGAACUUUUGUGGCAUUCAGUCAACUUUGCUCAAACUGCAGUUACAACAAACAGUGGAAUAGCCAGCCCAUUGUUGGAAGUACACCUACAGGAAAUCUUCUUCUGUCUGCUGCAACGUAUUUCACUGGUAAUUCAUUCAUCCAGAUAGAAAAGGUUUUCCGUGCCAUGAAUCUCCAAGUUUUUCAAUAUGACACAUUCAGGAGACAUGCAAGGAAUUUGUUGGAACCGGCUAUUGUCCACAAGUGGAAAACAGACCAAGCGAAUAUGCUUUUGGAGUUGCAGAAGAAUAAUAAAAUUGCAAUUGCUGGAGAUAUGAGAGCAGACUCACCAGGACACUCAGCAAAGUAUGGUAGCUACACUCUACUCGACUUGAACACCAACACCAUAAUCGACCUUCAGCUUGUUCAGAGCAAUGAAGUUGGAGGAAGCUAUCACAUGGAGAAGGAGGGCCUGAAGCGUUCCCUAGAUCUUCUGGAUUCAAAUGGUCUGAUGGUGGACUACAUUGUGACUGACCGACAUCCACAAAUCCAAACGUUUUUGAGAGAACGCAGCAUUACACAAUACUAUGAUGUGUGGCAUUUUGAAAAAGGUUUGUCAAAGAGACUAGCCCUUCUGGCAGAACAAAAGGGCUGUGAGGUUUUAAAGAAAUGGUUGCGCAGUAUUAGAAAUCAUGUUUAUUGGUGCGCAACAUCUUCAACUUCUGGACCUGAGAAGGUGGCCAAGUGGAACUCCUUGAUAAACCAUCUUCAAAAUGUGCAUGUCCAUGACGACCCUACAUUUUCCAAAUGUGAACAUCCGGACCAAGAGUCUACAAAUUCAACGAAAUGGUUAACACCAGGGUCAAUGGUUCUACAUAAAGUAGAAAAAAUCUUAGUCAAUAAGAGAGUCCUCAGGGAUGUCGGGAAGCUAAGCCAUCACCAUCAAACAUCAUCAGUGGAGGCCUUCCAUAGCCUGAUUCUUCGAUUUGCACCCAAAAAUGUGGUCUUCCCAUUUAUUGGAAUGCUGUGCAGAUUGUACCUUGCAACCAUGCAUUAUAAUGAAAAUGCAGACCGUGAGCAAGCUGUAACAAAAGCAGGAGAGGCAAAGUUCAAGGUUGUGUUCCCAAAAUCUAAGAGAGGGGAAUGUGUCGCAAGGCCAGUAAAAACACAAGCGACAUACUUUUAUGUGGAUGACCUGAUCAGGCUUGUGUUUGACGAGGUGCUUGAGGACCCAGCUCCAUUUGUUGAAAAGCUGAAGGAAAUCCCGAUUCCAUUGGACCUGGCAUCACAAUUCGAGAGGCCUUCUAAGGAGGACGUGAUUGCACGCCAUCUCCCGCGCUUCAGUUUAGGGGUGGUCGGAAGCCGACAUACCGACCAUCCUGAUCGGGAAACUCCAAGCGGAUCCUAAGAACAACACACGAUGGGAUGACAACUCUAUUGUGUCGUCCUAGAUAGCCCCAACACCAGCUGACAAAGCUUCGAUACGCUGUGUAUCUGUAACCUCUGUAAGCAUUAAAAUGGACAAUUAUUCAGAGGAGAACAAUAUAGGAUAUAGUAUAGUAUAUUAUAAUUACUAAAGCAUGUUUAUUUGAAUAUUUUUACAAUUUUAAUAUAUUGCAAUAAAAAACUUUUGGCUGAGU
Molecule: messenger RNA, 3236 nt
Organism: Misgurnus anguillicaudatus (oriental weatherfish)
Lineage: Eukaryota; Metazoa; Chordata; Actinopteri; Cypriniformes; Cobitidae
Source: RefSeq, a predicted model, not a curated record